Parastagonospora nodorum SN15 is the source of this 1524-nucleotide messenger RNA. RefSeq lists its product as hypothetical. The transcript is spliced from 4 exons. NCBI's taxonomy places the organism in Eukaryota, Fungi, Ascomycota, Dothideomycetes, Pleosporales, Phaeosphaeriaceae. Bases 1 to 1386 code for a protein of 461 amino acids. Gene Ontology annotation, molecular function: ATP binding; DNA helicase activity; ATP hydrolysis activity. The record is from RefSeq and is a predicted model, not a curated record. Gene Ontology annotation, cellular component: Ino80 complex; R2TP complex; Swr1 complex. Gene Ontology annotation, biological process: box C/D snoRNP assembly; chromatin remodeling; regulation of transcription by RNA polymerase II.
AUGGCGACGGUCCCGGUCAGCGAAGUGAAGAGCAACACGCGCGAAGGCAGAACUGCAGCCCAUAGCCAUAUCAAGGGCUUGGGGUUGUCGAGUGAUGGGCGCGCGACUCCUUCUGCAGGUGGCUUCAUCGGCCAAGCUGCAGCUCGAGAGGCAUGCGGUCUGGUAGUCGACCUUGUCAAGGCGAAGAAGAUGUCGGGGCGAGCUGUACUACUUGCAGGAGGACCCGGAACCGGAAAAACCGCACUCGCAUUGGCUGUCAGUCAAGAGCUGGGUACGAAAGUGCCCUUCUGUCCGAUCGUCGGCAGCGAGAUCUACUCAGCUGAGGUCAAGAAGACGGAGGCGCUUAUGGAGAACUUCAGGAGAGCAAUAGGGCUGCGCGUCAAGGAAACCAAGGAAGUCUACGAGGGCGAGGUCACCGAACUCACACCCGAAGAAGCCGAGAACCCACUUGGAGGCUAUGGCCGCACAAUCUCACAUCUGCUCAUCAACCUCAAGUCCGCCAAGGGCACGAAGAAGCUACGCCUAGACCCAUCGAUCUACGAGGCGAUACAGAAGGAACGCGUGCGUUUGGGAGAUGUCAUCUACAUCGAAGCGAACACGGGCGCGGUCAAGCGCGUUGGUCGAUCAGACGCGUACGCGACCGAAUUCGAUCUCGAGGCAGAGGAGUAUGUGCCAAUACCCAAGGGCGAUGUGCACAAGAAGAAGGAGAUUGUACAGGAUGUCACGCUACACGAUCUUGAUGUAGCGAAUGCAAGACCUCAGGGUGGACAGGACAUCAUGAGCAUGAUGGGCCAGCUGAUGAAGCCCAAGAAGACUGAGAUCACGGAGAAGCUGCGGUUAGAGAUCAACAAGGUCGUCAACAGGUACAUUGACCAGGGCGUGGCUGAUCUUGUUCCUGGUGUGCUAUUCAUUGACGAGGUUCACAUGCUUGAUCUUGAGGCUUUCACCUUCCUUAACCGCGCCCUCGAAUCGCCAUUGUCACCCCUUGUCAUCCUCGCUUCGAACCGCGGCAACACGCACAUUCGUGGCGGAGAGAACCUUCCCCCCUCCGCGCACGGCAUCCCUUCAGAUCUACUUGCCCGUCUUCUGAUCAUCCCAACACAUCCUUAUGGCCCAGCAGAGAUCAAGUCGAUUAUUACCACGCGCGUCCAGACGGAGAAACUCAGCAUCUCAGAUGCAGCAAAGGACAAGGUCAGCCAACUCGGCGAGAAGGUCAGCCUUAGAUAUGCGCUGCAACUACUUGCACCAGCAAGCGUAUUGGCAGACGUCAGCGGACGAGAAGGCAAGCAGAUUCAGGUUGAAGAUGUGGAAGAGUGCCAAGAUCUCUUUAUCGACGCAAGAAGGAGUGCGCAAAACAUGGGCGAGGCAAAUGGCUACAUUGCAUAAUGGGGUUGUUUGCGAUGUACGAUUAGGCUGGCGUUGGGAUAUGGACACUUGUAUGGCGUUGCCGCGCUGCAGGACAUGGACUGCAAAAGUUAGCGCAAACAUGUAACUGAAUACCUGAGUAAUUCGAAAAAUAAUCGG